Messenger RNA from Malus domestica (apple), 1292 nucleotides. RefSeq names its product 2-oxoglutarate-dependent dioxygenase DAO-like. The record is from RefSeq and is a predicted model, not a curated record. Gene Ontology annotation, molecular function: 2-oxoglutarate-dependent dioxygenase activity. NCBI's taxonomy places the organism in Eukaryota, Viridiplantae, Streptophyta, Magnoliopsida, Rosales, Rosaceae.
GUAAAAAAGAAAUGCGUAUCGUACAAUCUUCAAUUCCAGGUGAAUAAUUAAAGGGAUCCCAGCGAACGGUGAAAUCCAUUUCGAGAAGAAAAAGUGGAAAAAGGGUAGAGAUCCAGGAAGAAACAAAACAAACCCAAGAAAUCAGAAAUGGGAGAUGGUGAGGGCUGCACGACCGUCCCACUGAUUGAUCUGAACCAGUUUCCAGAUGCACAAGCGUACAAGAAACUGAGGGAAGCAUCUGAGACAUGGGGUUGCUUCAGACUUGUCAACCAUAAGAUCCCAUUGAGUCUGAUGGCAGAGAUGAAGGCUGUGGUCAGAUGUUUGCUUGACCUGCCCAUGGAGAUGAAGAUGCAGAACAAAGAUGUCAUUGCUGGCAGUGGCUACGUGGCACCCAGCAAAGCCAACCCUCUCUAUGAGGCUUUGGGUCUGUAUGACUUGGGAUCAUCUCAGGCGGUGCAUAGCUUUUGCUCUCAGUUGGAUGCUUCUUCCGACCAGAGAGAGGUGAUAGAGAAGUAUGCUCAAGCAGUGUAUGAGCAGUGUGUUGAUAUAGGGCGCAAGUUGGCAGAGAGUUAUGGACUGGUUGAUAGCGAUUUUCUCAAGGGCUGGCCCUGCCAGUUUAGGAUAAACAAGUACAACUACACCCCUGAAUCAGUGGGCUCUUCUGGUGUACAACUACACACAGAUUCAGGAUUUCUAACCAUUCUUCAAGACGAUGAAAACGUUGGUGGUCUAGAAGUGAUGGACAAGUCUGCUGCUUUUGUAGCAGUUGAUCCUUACCCAGGCACUCUCCUUAUCAAUUUUGGGGAUGUUGCUCAGGCAUGGAGCAAUGGGAGGUUGUGCAAUGUGAAGCAUAGAGUACAAUGCAGGGAGGCAACUACUCGAGUUUCGAUCGCUACAUUUCUCUUGGGACCCAAGGAAGAAGCAGUUGAAGCUCUUCCGGAAUUUGUGGAUUCAGAGCACCCUCGACUCUAUGUCCCUUUUUCUUAUGAAGAUUAUAGAAAGCUCAGACUAUCCACAAAAAUGAGAGCUGGUGAAGCCCUUGAACUCCUACGCAGUCCAUCCUAAUUGUUGAUAUGAGGCAAAUUGCUCAGCUUGUUAAAUUUAAUUUCCUAGUGAUGGUGUGAUAUGAAAUGUAAUAUUCAUUUAGAGUCAUUAGACGUGUGCUUUGCUUUGCUGAUAACAGGCCACUUCAGUGGCUCUAACUCUGCUAUGUGGGUAGAUUAGGCUGUAAAUUAAGCCUAAUUAUGUUGAAUUUGGAGUAUCAAAUGUGUGAUGGUGAAGUGUUGAUACAA